AUGGAGCUGGAGAACAACACAGUGACUGAAUUCAUUCUUCUGGGUCUAACUCAAUCUCAAGAGGUACAACUUUUGGUUUUUGUACUGAUCCUCUCAUUCUACAUGAUCGUUCUUCCUGGGAAUCUUCUCAUUAUCAUCACCAUCAGAUCAGAUCCUGCUCUCACAGCACCCCUAUAUUUCUUCCUGGGCAACCUGGCUUUCUUGGAUGCUUCUUAUUCUUUCAUUGUAGCCCCCAAGAUGCUGGUAGAUUUCUUGUAUGAGAAGAAGAACAUUUCUUAUCAAGGGUGCAUCACCCAGCUCUUCUUUUUGCAUUUCCUUGGAGUAGGUGAGAUGUUCCUCCUUGUGGUGAUGGCCUUUGACCGCUAUAUUGCAAUCUGCCAACCCUUACGCUAUGCUGCCAUCAUGAACCACCAGGUAUGCUAUGUGCUGUUGCUAGCCUUGUGGGUUGGGGGUUUUGCCCACUCUAUUGUGCAGGUGGCUCUCAUUAUCUGCCUGCCUUUCUGUGGCCCCAACCAGCUGGACAACUUCUUCUGUGAUGUCCCACAGAUCAUCAAACUGGCCUGCACUGACACCUUUGUGGUGGAACUCCUAAUGGUGUCCAACAGUGGACUGCUCACUCUGCUAUGCUUCCUGGGUUUACUGACAUCCUAUGCAGUCAUCCUGUUUAGGGUUAGGGGAUCUUCUUCUGAGGGGAAGAGCAAGGCUUUGUCCACUUGUACUACCCAUGUUAUCAUUGUGUUUCUAAUGUUUGGACCUGCCAUCUUUAUUUAUACCCGCCCUUUUAGGUCCUUCCCAGCUGAUAAAGUGGUUGCCCUUUUUCACACUGUCAUCUUUCCCUUGCUGAAUCCUGUGAUUUAUACCCUGAGAAACCAGGAAGUGAAGGCCUCUAUGAGGAAGUUGGUGAAUAGGCAGUUUAUUUGUAGAGUAGAAUGAAAAAUGAAUGUCACUCAGCAUAUCUUCAGUUGGGAUUCAUUCAUUACCACCACGCCCUCUAG
This is a messenger RNA of Phascolarctos cinereus (koala), 995 nucleotides long. Its product is annotated as olfactory receptor 4N5-like. Gene Ontology annotation, biological process: G protein-coupled receptor signaling pathway. Gene Ontology annotation, molecular function: G protein-coupled receptor activity; olfactory receptor activity. Gene Ontology annotation, cellular component: membrane. The record is from RefSeq and is a predicted model, not a curated record. NCBI's taxonomy places the organism in Eukaryota, Metazoa, Chordata, Mammalia, Diprotodontia, Phascolarctidae.